AUGAGCCGGUUCUCCUCUUCAACCACCGCCCUUUGCAUACUACCUUGGGGUAUAGCAGGCGAAUACACUAUGGCAACAGACAGGCCAUCCACACCACCACAUCAGCCCAAGGCUGCGAAACCUGGGGAGCUCCCUCGAGCGCCGCUUACGCCAGAUCAGUUGCGGCGGAUCGAAAUCAACCGUAUGAAAGCGAAGGCGAUCCGUGAGCAACGUGAAGCAGAGCAGGCUCGGACUUUAGCAACGACUUCCAAUACUUACAACACCACGCAGACUGCCAAAGGGGUAAAGCGGUCGUAUUCAAAUCUGACGGCGUCUGAGACGCCUGCUACGCUACGAGAUGGUCGUGCGAAUGCUGCUUCGACAAACCGUCCCCUUGACGCUAUUAGACCCGCUCGAAAUUUUGCCAAGUAUGUCGAGUACGACUUCAGUAAGAUGACUGAUACAAAAGGAGGAUUCUUGACUGAAGAGGAUGAUCCACAUAAUAAAGCACUACACGUGCGUGAUGGGAAGAUGGAGCAGAAACCGGCAAAUAUGACCCAGAAGGAGUGGGAAAAACAGCAGUUACUUGACUCUUUUCGGCGAGAACGCACAGGCCCCUUUGAACCAGGACUCAGUGUAUUGGACGACAAAGCAAAGCAGAAAACAUGUCGCGAAUGCGGAAAUCUAGAGAUAGAUUGGAAGUGGGAGGAGACACUCCGAUGUUGUGUGUGCCAUGCUUGCAAGGAAAAACACCCGGAGAAAUACAGCCUGCUUACCAAGACAGAAGCCAAGGAAGAUUAUCUCUUGACAGAUCCUGAACUGCGGGACGAAGAGCUUUUGCCGCACUUGGAACGUCCCAACCCACAUAAAUCAACGUGGAACAACAUGAUGCUUUAUCUACGCUACCAAGUCGAAGAAUAUGCAUUCUCAUCGAAGAAGUGGGGUUCUGCUGAGGCACUAGAUGCUGAGUUUGAGCGACGGGAGAAUGAGAAGAAACGCCGACGUGAGGCUAAAUUCAAGACCAAGUUGCAAGAUUUGAAAAAGCGUACGCGUGUCGAUGCCUACCGUCGUAACCGGCAAGGUGCAGCUGGAGGUAGCUUUGGCGACGAUCUGGGGAAUAAUAGAAAACAUGUACAUCAAUGGGGUCGAUCCGUCGAAAACGCCGAGACAGGGAUAGGGGUCAAGAAGUGCAUUGACUGUGGGAUGGAAGUGGAGGAGCUGGAGUUCUAA
This is a messenger RNA of Aspergillus tanneri, 1209 nucleotides long. RefSeq names its product DNA repair protein RAD14 (gene rad14). Lineage: Eukaryota; Fungi; Ascomycota; Eurotiomycetes; Eurotiales; Aspergillaceae. Gene Ontology annotation, cellular component: nucleotide-excision repair factor 1 complex. The transcript is spliced from 3 exons. Gene Ontology annotation, molecular function: damaged DNA binding. The record is from RefSeq and is a predicted model, not a curated record. Gene Ontology annotation, biological process: UV-damage excision repair; nucleotide-excision repair involved in interstrand cross-link repair; base-excision repair. The coding region runs from base 1 to 1209 and encodes 402 amino acids.